CAUGUAGUUGCUGCCCAACGAAGAUGGGUGCGUCUACAUCAUCGUGCAACGUUCUGUUUUAUCGUGCACCUACGAUAUUUCGUACAAAACGAACAGCAGCAAAACAUGGGCAGAGUGCGCAAAUAAAUUUCGUACUUUUGCUCACAAUGCAAUCCUUGUCUUCUUGUCGAAAGAAUCACAUUUCGGUAAAAAUCGGUUUGGAUCGUACGAGAAGGAGAAAUUUCAAGACUCUGUCGGCCUCGCGUCAUGUCGGAAUGAUUCAAGUACUCGGUUACUGAGCCUUGGCGGUGCAGAUUUUCGACGGCUGCGUAGGAAUACGGACAGUAACAAAUGUAGUGCAUCGUUGUACAUGUUGAUGUUCAUGAUGCAUGCAUCAUCUGAGGAGCAAUGAUGUAUCUCGAACACUUACAUACAGUUUCCCAUAUAUAAUCCCCAACUACUGACACAAAUACCCGUUGUGCUUCGUCUUGUUUUAAUCAACGGGACCUAUUCUUGACAUACAAACAGUCGUCGCACGAAACCAGCAGAUCAUUUCUUUUAGUUGUUCUACCUGAAAAUAAUGUGUGGUGGCGAGAAGAUCCCCAAUCCCGUGUACCGGCCCAUGCGGCUCAGCCAGCAGAAGGCGGAAGGCGAGGCUUAUUGGGAAGAGGAGGACUACGGUGACGAUGGCUGGGAAGGCCACGGCCACGGCUAUGACGCGGAAGGCGAGGCCUACUACGAGGAGGAGGACGAGGGCUACACUUCCGAAGUCGAUGCGCAGGACGACUACGGUGGGGGCGCGCACGGCGAGGGAGAAGCGUACGUCGACUUUUUCUUUACUGAUGUUUGUUGUGUCAUUGACGUGACUCCGGGAGUGUGUUUGUAGUGUGUGCCUGUUGUAAUUCCGUAUUGGUUUGUUCAAAAAUGUGGAGGUUGCUAAUUCGUAGCAGCUGAGCACAGUUUAAGUUUUCAAUCGUGUAGUAAUUCUGCGAAUGAUGUCGUUUAAAAACUACACUUUUUGUGCACACUCUGUCAAAACAGGUGGGGUCCAGAGGAAGACGAGGGCUACGACGAAGACGAAGGGUACGGGUAUGAAGGCUACCAUUACCAAGCGGACACCGCAUCGAAGGCCAGUUCUUUGUCGUCGAGCCGAUUGAGUGUUGGUGCCGAUAACCUCGAGGAGCUCAGACAAAAAUACUACGCUAUGGCCGCCAGGGAGGUGUGAAGUACCGAGAAAAAAACCCCUUCUGCUUCAGUAGCAAAUGCCCCCCUCCCCCCGCCGUGAGGCUUCGCCAUGCUUCUUUUCUACUACACUAUCUGUGUUUAAGAAUGAGACCAAGUUCCUCAAACUAAAACAUAGUUUCGCGAAAAAGAUCAACUUUUACCCCGAACAAGUCCACAUCAGUUUCAUGUUCGAUCCCUUUAUUUCCAAGCGAAUUUGUUUCGACUAGACCUAGAGUGAAGCAUUUGUCGAGUACUUCACAGAAUUUGAUGCCUCUCCGUUUCUUUUUACACAGAGGUCGCAAAGAGAGACGUAACAACCAAAGCAACACGAGAUUGCGGAACCAGCAAGAAAACACGAAGAACAAUCUCUCUACCGCGAGUACUACCAGACGGACCCAGAGAACCAUUGGAAAACUAACCACACUUCUACAGUAACUUACUGUAAUUACUCUUUUCUCGAAGCGUGUGUGCAACUGCUACGAUGCAGCUGAGCACAGCGACGGAGG
Amoebophrya sp. A120 is the source of this 1709-nucleotide messenger RNA. NCBI's taxonomy places the organism in Eukaryota, Dinophyceae, Syndiniales, Amoebophryaceae. The record is from the annotation of a GenBank genome assembly.